UCGGCCGCGUGUUCCCGAUCCCACGUGAUUUCAUUUCCCCGCCGAUUGGGCGCGCGCUUCGAGCACGUGCGUUCAGAGCGGCUGUACGACGGAUAGGACGCGCUAGGCUUCCAGUUCCAUCGAUCGGCGCUUGCGGGACCGGACCUGCUUUAUAAGGAGCCGCCGCGAUGAGCGUUUGCGUGUCCAGCACAGAGCGCCUCGACAUGGACCAUGGGGGCAGCAAAGAUGCCAAGAAGCCGCGCGGCCUCUUCGUCAGUUACACAUGCGUUGGCGUCGCUGUCGUCUUCGUCCUGUCAGCCCUGCUGGCCGUUGGUCUGCUGUCGGGCUACCUCGGAGAAAAGCUGCCAGGUCAGGCAAGGAAUGAGAGUUCAUCGGUCAGUGACAAUAUCAAGCACCAUGCGACGAAGCCCGAAAGAAACGUGCGCUUACCGCGUAGCAUCAAACCUUCCCGCUAUGAUCUGGAACUGAAGCCUGACCUCAAGGAUAACUUCGGUUUUACGGGUUCUGUGACAGUGACCAUUGAUUGCCUCCUGGAGACGGAUAACGUUACGCUGCACGCGAAUAAGCUCGAUGUUUAUGAUGUGUCUGUGACGACGGCUGGUUCCAACGACGUGGUACCUCACGGUGAUGUCUACAAGGUAGAUGACUUGCAAUUUCUCGUGGUGCCGCUCAAGAACAAACUGAAGAAGGGAGGUGUUUACAGUUUGCGUAUGCGCUUCAAUGGGACAUUGGCUGAUGAUCUGGCAGGAUUUUAUCGUAGUUCGUACAAGACACGCGAAGAUCAAACCAGGUGGCUGGCGACGACCCAGUUCCAACCGACGGAUGCACGACGAGCAUUUCCCUGCUUCGAUGAACCGGACAUGAAGGCCACCUUCGCCGUUACAAUCGUUAGGCCACAAGGCUAUAGCUCGCUGUCCAACAUGCAGCUCGAGAGGACGGAGCACAGGCCAGAUGGACUGUAUGCGGAUGUCUACUAUCCCAGCUUGAAGAUGUCCACAUAUUUGUUGGCUUUCGUCGUUUCUGAUUUUGUUAGCCAAGGCACCCCAAGAUUCAGCAUCUGGGCACGUCCUGAUGCGAUCAAUCAGACAGAGUAUGCCCUGAGCAUUGGGCCGAGGGUAUUAGAAUGUUACGAACAGUACUUCCACACAGAAUAUCCCCUGAAUAAAACAGAUAUGAUAGCGCUACCUGACUUCGAAGCCGGUGCGAUGGAAAAUUGGGGACUCAUCACUUACAGAGAAACAGCCUUGCUUUUAGACAGGGUCGAGUCAUCUGCAGCGAACAAACUGAGAGUCGCCAUAGUUGUGGCACACGAACUUGCGCAUCAGUGGUUCGGGAAUCUUGUCACCAUGGAAUGGUGGGAUGACCUUUGGCUCAACGAAGGGUUUGCAACUUACGUGGAGUACUUGGGAGUUCGUCAUGUCGAGCCAACAUGGGGAACGGAGGAGUUAUUUGUUACCAAUGAACUGCAAGACGUAAUGAAUUUGGACUGCUUGAGGUCUUCGCAUCCAGUAUCGGUGCCUGUAAGCGACCCUGCAGAAAUCAGUGAAAAUUUCGACAGGAUAUCUUACGGAAAGGGCGCAGCCAUAAUCCGCAUGAUGAACUUUUUUCUUACGGAGACUGUUUUUCAGAAGGGAUUGCAGAACUACCUUUAUGAAAUGAGGUUCCAUAACUCCAAACAAGACGACUUGUGGCGCUACCUUACGGAAGCACAAGAAGGCACAAACACGAUCAACGUGAAAGACGUCAUGGACUCCUGGACGCUACAGAUCGGCUUUCCGGUUGUUACAGUUUUUAGGUCUUACGACGAUAGGUCCGCCUUGCUCUCACAGAAGCGCUUUGUCAUCGAUGGAGAUAACAGCACCAGUACUUCACUCUGGAAAAUUCCGAUCACUUACACUGGGUGCAAUGCUCCAAGAUGGGAUGACACAGAAACCAAGUUCUGGCUAAAUAGCUCUACAGGUUUCAUUGCGCAACUACCAGAAUCCACGAAGUGGUUCAUUGUGAACAUCAGACAAGUGGGUUACUACAAGGUCAAUUACGACCAAAGGAAUUGGCAACUCAUUAUUGACCAGCUACAGAAAGAUCACACAGGCAUUCACGUGAUAAACAGGGCACAGAUAAUGGACGAUAUCUUCGACCUUGCGAGGGCUGACAUGGUAAAUUACACCUUGGCACUCGGCUCGACGCAAUACCUAGUCAGAGAAAGAGAUUUUACUCCUUGGGCGGCAGCGCUUAGUAGUUUUGGACACAUCGACAAUAUGUUGCGUAUGACUGAAGCUUAUGGUGAAUGGAUGAAAUAUGUUGUCUCGUUGCUGAAAGACAACUACGAUACUCUGACGUGGACUGAAGAUGGUGGUGAACCUAUUCUCAAAACGUUCCUUCGAUCGCGUACUCAUAGCUGGGCGUGCAGUUACGGUCACAAGCAUUGUGUCACCACGGCACAGGGGCUCUUUAGCUCCUGGAAAAAUGAUGACAGCUUCAUCCCGCCAAAUUUCCGCUCGUUUGUAUACUGCACUGCAAUCAAGCAUGGAGAUUUCCUUGACUGGGAGUUCGUUUGGCAGAGGUAUUUAAAUUCGACGAUUGCAUCCCAAAAGAUCAUGUUGCUCAGUGCGCUCGGCUGCAGCAGAGAACCAUGGAUCAUGAACAGUUACCUGAAAAAGGUCAUCACACCAAACUCCGGUGUGCGGCGUCAGGAUGCCAUAACUGUAUUCCGCUCUGUCGCCGGAUCCGCCACAGGGUGGAAUAUCGCCUUCCAGUUCUUGAUGGAACACUGGGAUAAGAUCCACGAAAUAUUCGAGACGUCGACAUUUAGCCUGGCGGGUAUGGUGCGAGCCAUAACAUCUCCCAUCAACUCGGAAUAUCAGCUAAAUCAGUUUAGAUCCUUCACCGAGCUGAAGAAGGACAGCCUCAAGGCGAUCGACCGAACCGUUCAACAAGCGCUCGAACGGGCUGACAACAAUCUGCUAUGGAUGCAGCGGAACUUUGACAAGAUACACAACUGGCUCUUGACGAGAGCGCCAUAAGAACAAUGCGGGUUUCUGUAUGUGGCCAUCCAAGCAUAUAGUGGGCGAAUCGCAUUCGUGCGACAAAAAUUCGGAGGAUCAUGCAGCUUGUGUUGGAUCGAGUAAAGCACAGUGUCCGGUAGAAUGAUGGAUUACUUAACCUAGUGCCGAUAAAUUUAAGAUUAGUGACAACUCUCGAAGAGUGUACAGACACUUGCUUGUGGUGUAGUACGGCGGCGGACAUAAUUUGUCAGUGAAAAUCUGUACAGCCGUGUGCGUCGUGUAAUUACAGCACCGUGUGAAGCAUCAGUUUCAAAAAAGCAGUCAAUUUCAUAGAAGACAACGAUAUGAGACAAAUAUUUCUGUAUAUUAUGUACAUAGUAGAGAGUUGAAGUGUAACCCUCACAGAAUCAUAGGAUGUAAUCACCCCUCACUCGCAUUUAAUCGAUUUUAAUCAGGGAUCAUAACCGCGUUACGGUUCGCUCCGGGUUCAGUUCCCAAGCUGCAAGCGAAGAGGUUCGAACUGGUUCUACGGAACCGGAUUUUCACAUCAUUGAAAUUGGUGGGAAGCAACUAUGUCGGUACUGCCUUCAGGGAGCAACUUGGCAAUGAUUUACAUAUAAAAAAAAAUGGAUUACGAGAUUCGAAAAUCUGGCCCAGCAGCAAGACAAACUUGUGUGCGGAUUCCGAGACCCACGCAGAGUUUUACAAUUAUGUGGGAAGACUUCCGUCAGUCUUACAGCACUGCUGGCGUGAUCGCUGCCGGAGGGUGAACCGGACUUUCUCUCGAAAGUGAACUCUUACAACAUUUCUUUCUUUUUCAUUUUUCAACAAAGUACAUUGAUGGUUAUAUGAGUUCUAAUGUCGAGCUUUGCGCUAUUUUUCUUUUAAGGUUAAAAAAAUAAACCACCUGUUGAAGGGAAAAAUCUAUGCGAAAAAUCUCACGAAGAUCACGAAGCAGUUCGGAGGGACACUCCUCCUGUGUUUCAUUUUACUUAGUUACUGGGUGACUGUUCCUAGUUUAGUCAUCUCGCUGUCUGAGUAUUCUCAAACAUAUACACACACGCAAGGAAAAUGAGACACGUUGAGCGUUCCUCAGUGGCGGUGUGGCAGCGGACGUCCAUGCUCGCUCUCCAACAGAAAGCGGGCGAGUGAGUACAACGUCACCCUGUGCAACCAUAAUUGAUUUAUUUUAUUUUCCGUGUGAUUUCUGCAGAUCAAGGUCCGCGUGGGCGAAAUUGGAGAGCCUAAAUUUCGCGUUGCUAUCUUUUAAAUAUUUCCCUUCCUCCCUCUUUUGAUACGAAAAAAUUAUGCAAACGUAGCACAACUAUCCGUGGUGUAACCAGAGUAACCGCGCAUUGAAAUUGUUCCUGUGUUGAAAACGGGAAUACCACUUACGGAAAUGUCCAGAAGCCAGUGUUUUACAGGUGGUUCGCGGGGCGAUCUAGCCAUGGUACACAAAUUGGGGUAUGGGCGGCGAGAAAGAAAACUUUUGUGCGUGCGAGUUUUGAGAUACUCGACUCGAAGUAAGAUUUUGAGUGUAGAAGAAUGAUGGUCUUGCACUGUGCCGCGAUAUUGAAUCUGUACUACAUUGACUUUCUACAGCAAGCAUUCCAUCGGAACCGCUUCGCGAAUCAGUGUUGGGUUGGCUCCAGAAGCAAGGAAUGCAAUAUCUGCUCAGGUUCUGUACCGGACGCGAUCCCUAAUUUUAAUGCGUGUGUUUGCGAUAUGUUGUCAUCGUCAACAGUGACUUUGCGGUGGUGCUCGGUGCCGAUGGGCGCUACGGCAAACUACAAUCAACGUUCGAAAGGCUAGAGCAAUUUCGGCAGAAUUCUCGGUAACUGUAUCAGUACUGGCGAUGCCCGCGGUUAUUCGGCAUACAGUUGAAAUUCACUGGAAGCGUACAUUGGUCUAAGCGAAUGUAGGACACUAGUUUUUUAACAAUCGCCGUCGCAUCGAUGCAUGGUUUCGGUUGUGACUAAACAGCGAACUUUGGCGAGUACUCUCGCAAGGAAUACAUGUGCUGAACCGGGAUAAUCCUAACAUUGCCUUAAUUAUUGCCUAAUUUCUUAGCCUAAUUAUAUUGCCUAAUCUCUUAGCAGACAGUUCAAUUGUUAGGCGUUGUUACUAGCUUAAAAAUGUGAAAAUCUGGGAUAGUACAUCGUACAUAGGAUUCAUGCAAGCACGUCAUAUACAAUGGUCAUCUUGAACAGCAGCAUCAACAUGUCUUCAGUGCUCAAUACUUCCUUCCAGAAGCUCGUUUUUAUUGUCCUUUAUCUGCAUAAAAACACGAAGUAAGAUAGAACAAAGACUGAGCACACCUUAAUCGCUUAAAGGCUACAGUCAGCUACCACCCACUGAAGACAUGUCAUGCCAUUGAACAUAUGUCAAUGUAGCUUACAUAUAUGUAAGCUAUGUCCUUGUCGAAGUUGCACAAGAUUGAUCUUGUUACAGUGCUAUCUUUCAUUUCAUAACGCUUGGCUUUGUUCGAGAAAAUCAUAAAAGAUGUACGUGCGACCAUGACUUCGUGUUUUCAAUCGAUCAUCAUUGCAUCCUUUGAAGAGGUGACGUCGCGUUAUCUGCGUGUGAAAGCGCAACGCGCAGCACAGUGGGAUAUGCAAAAAAAAAAAAAAAAAAAGAAAUCUGUUUAUUUUCCUUGUGUUUCGCACAUCUGUUUGCACAUCCCAUGUUUUACCAGGAGAAGAAUGUCAAUAAAUGAGAAUGUGAAACUCUU
Ornithodoros turicata is the source of this 5736-nucleotide messenger RNA. It is a transcript of the gene superdeath, whose product is annotated as aminopeptidase N-like. Gene Ontology annotation, biological process: proteolysis; peptide catabolic process. Bases 168 to 3023 code for a protein of 951 amino acids. Gene Ontology annotation, cellular component: cytoplasm. Gene Ontology annotation, molecular function: peptide binding; zinc ion binding; metalloaminopeptidase activity. The transcript has 20 exons. NCBI's taxonomy places the organism in Eukaryota, Metazoa, Arthropoda, Arachnida, Ixodida, Argasidae. The record is from RefSeq and is a predicted model, not a curated record.